GUUACACCUUGCUUCUUUUCAUCUUCGUUAAGAAAAGCAUUGAAACUGACUGGGGCUCUUGUCGAGCUUCCUAGAGGAUCAAGUCAUUCGUAGUUCGAAAGGGAUCUAGAGAUGAGAAAUUGAAAAGAGAAGCUUGCUGCUGAUCCCAUUCGCGCAUGAAGGCUACUAAGGCGUCGCCCGCCCUUUUUCCGGAUGUUGGCCUUUCCUGCCCUUGUAAGGCAUAUCCUGAAGGCAGGUUACUUUCCAUCCGGGAUUUCCUCUGCUGUCUAGAACAGAGAUUCGUUUCACUAUGUUACACUCAUUCGGAAAGCACGGACGAGCCACAUGCAGGGAAACUUGCACGUGUGGUUCUGGCCGGGGACCCCCCGAAACUAAUCGAGCUCCAUUUGAUCUCCCAGAAGCGGAAGCUGAAUCAGUUGCAGGCUAUAAUGUAGAAUAUGCGCGGGAUGCGAUCCUUAAUAGUUCACUUUUGGCGGAAGCCAAUGUCCCGGGAUCCCGGGGACUCAUUCUGACUGAAACAAGGGGCGGGUCUUUACCAACUUCCAAAUAUUCUAUAUAUUCUAUUUUAGGAACGUAGUCGCUAGAGAAUUCGUUGAACUAUGUUCAACUCAUUUGAAAGAGGUACGACCAAAGGGAGUUGGGUAAAGCAAACUCUCUCCUUGGAGGAGCACGGGCUUAGUCAAGUAGAACCGGGUUGCGCUGCUUGAUGUUCCGAUCGAAAACAAAUCAGUGGGGCCAUGCCGGUACGACUGAAUAUGCGUUAGAAAGCCCCUACGAAACCGGGCCGAACUUAUAACCCGCCCGCUUCCAUAGAACAAUAUCGUGGCAACGUAGACCUAAGUGGUAAUAUUGGAUCCUUGGGAACCAUCACAAGUACGGCCGGCCUAUAUUUGAACGAAAAUGCCGUGUCGUCCAGCGGAGCCUAGAAGAAGGUGACUCGCGCAGACAGCUGACUCCUUUUCAAUAGAAAAGAAUAGCCAAACCAACCCAGCUGGCUGGUCAAUCUCAGAGAUCUUAUCGGCCGGCAAACCGGAGACGGGCGACCACGGUCCCGACCUUACCAGCACCUGAGGUGUACUAAUCAAUGAAGCCCCGAAAC
Cuscuta campestris is the source of this 1099-nucleotide messenger RNA. Lineage: Eukaryota; Viridiplantae; Streptophyta; Magnoliopsida; Solanales; Convolvulaceae. The record is from the annotation of a GenBank genome assembly.